AUGACUGACCACAAGCAAACCGCAAUAUUGUCCGUUUACGACAAAACCGGACUUUUGGACCUCGCUAAAGGGUUAACAGAUGCCAAUGUCCGUAUCUUGGCUUCCGGUGGAACAGCAAGAUUGGUACGUGAAGCAGGUUUCCCAGUGGAGGAUGUUUCAUCAAUCACUCACGCACCAGAAAUGCUUGGUGGAAGAGUCAAGACAUUGCACCCAGCUGUCCAUGGGGGUAUUUUAGCAAGAAAUCUAGACAGCGAUGAGAAAGAUUUGGAACAGCAAGGAAUUGAAAAGGUUGAUUUUGUCGUUUGUAAUUUGUAUCCAUUCAAAGAAACAGUUUCAAAAAUUGCUGUAACUGUUGAUGAAGCCAUUGAGGAAAUCGACAUUGGCGGUGUUACAUUGUUGAGAGCAGCAGCUAAGAAUCACCAAAGAGUUACAAUUUUAUCAGACCCAAAGGAUUACUCAGGCUUUCUUAAAGAAUUGAAAAAUGGCCAAAUUACUACAGAGACUAGAAACAGAUUGGCAUUAAAAGCAUUUGAACACACGGCUGAUUAUGAUGUUGCCAUUUCAGAUUUUUUCAGAAAGCAAUAUGCUGAAGGAGUUUCACAAUUACCUUUAAGAUAUGGAGCCAACCCUCAUCAAAAACCAGCGCAAGCUUUUGUUUCCGAGGGAGAGUUACCAUUCAAAGUUUUGAAUGGAUCUCCAGGCUAUAUUAAUUUGUUGGAUGCUUUGAAUUCAUGGCCAUUGGUUAAAGAAUUAUCAGCUUCAUUGAACUUACCGGCUGCCGCUUCUUUCAAGCACGUUUCACCAGCUGGUGCCGCUGUUGGUUUACCAUUGUCUGAUGUUGAAAAGAAGAUCUAUUUCGUUGAAGACAUUGAAAAUUUGUCUCCCUUAGCCAACGCUUAUGCUAGAGCUAGAGGAGCCGACAGAAUGUCAUCAUUCGGAGACUUUAUCGCUCUUUCAAACAUUGUUGAUAAGCCAACUGCACAAAUCAUUUCUAAAGAGGUAUCUGAUGGUGUUAUUGCACCAGGUUUCUCUGACGAAGCUUUAGAACUCUUGAAGAAAAAGAAAGGCGGUAAAUAUUGCAUAUUGCAAGUUGAUCCAAACUUUACUCCUGCAAACUUGGAAAACAGACAAGUUUUUGGAGUCACUUUGCAACAAAAGAGAAAUGAUGCUAUCAUCAAAGGAUCCUCUUUUAAGGAAAUCGUAUCGAAAAACAAAGAUUUGACUGAACAAGGUGCGGUUGAUUUGACCAUUGCAACUAUUGCAUUGAAGUAUACUCAAUCCAACUCAGUUUGUUACGCCAAAAAUGGUAUGGUUAUUGGUUUGGGUGCCGGUCAACAAUCCAGGAUUCAUUGUACCAGACUUGCCGGUGACAAAGCCGACAAUUGGUGGUUAAGACAACAUCCAAGAGUUUUGGGCUUCAAGUGGGCCAAGGGUGUAAAGAGACCAGAGAAGUCCAACGCCAUUGACUUAUACGUUUCCAAUCAAAUUCCAACCGAAGAGCCUGAAAAAUCGGAAUACGAGUCUAAAUUCGCAGAAAUUCCUGAACCAUUAACCGCAGAGGAAAGAAAGGAUUGGUUGAAAAAGUUGGACAAUGUAGCAUUAUCCUCAGAUGCCUUCUUCCCAUUCCCAGACAAUGUUUACAGAGCCGCAAGAUCUGGCGUCAAGUUUAUUGCCGCUCCAAGUGGGUCAGUUAUGGAUAAAGCAGUUUUCAACGCUGCAGAUGCCAACGACAUAGUUUACGUCGAAAACCCAAUCCGUUUGUUCCACCAUUGA
Messenger RNA from Lodderomyces parapsilosis, 1773 nucleotides. It is a transcript of the gene ADE17, whose product is annotated as bifunctional phosphoribosylaminoimidazolecarboxamide formyltransferase/IMP cyclohydrolase. NCBI's taxonomy places the organism in Eukaryota, Fungi, Ascomycota, Pichiomycetes, Serinales, Debaryomycetaceae. The transcript has a single exon. The record is from RefSeq and is a predicted model, not a curated record. Gene Ontology annotation, cellular component: cytosol. Gene Ontology annotation, biological process: 'de novo' IMP biosynthetic process. Gene Ontology annotation, molecular function: IMP cyclohydrolase activity; phosphoribosylaminoimidazolecarboxamide formyltransferase activity. Bases 1 to 1773 code for a protein of 590 amino acids.